Molecule: messenger RNA, 3493 nt
Organism: Amoebophrya sp. A120
Lineage: Eukaryota; Dinophyceae; Syndiniales; Amoebophryaceae
Source: the annotation of a GenBank genome assembly
AACGACAAGUAAAACGAGAACCACGUCGAGGAGCACAUGAUGGGCUAAGUAUAACAGUAGUCAGCCGCUCGACCUCGUCGCUGCUAGGCGCUUGUUGUAAGUUGUACUCAGAUUUUUAAGUAGAACAUGAUGAUGCUGAUCAUUCGAGCCCAGAAAAAGUGAUACUCAGGCGGUCGGAAAAGCUCCUGCUACUCGUCCCGCCAAGCCCGUCGUGCCACUGAAAACAUAGAUUCUUAGAACAGUAGCGACUUUCGUAGUGGGAGAUCCCAGUAGAUGAAGCAUCGUGAUUUAACUGUACGAACCGCAUUGAUCGUGUAGGCAUACUUAAUGACGCAACGUGCAGCUCUAGCUCUUCGUGAAGGAGUUCCUUUUCAGCUUUUUUCGUAAAAAAGGAAAAAAUGCACUAGAUGACGUAGAUCUGCAACCAUCAAGGAGACACGGUAGCAAGCGUGUUCAGCUCUGCAUCGAUUCGUAGUAAGACAUUUUAGGACUCUUAAAUCCGUCAUAGAAAUAGAAAUUCGUGCGGGCGCCAAGAACAUAGGAAAGUGCUGCCGUGUUGAAAGCCUCCACUUCGAAGAUAAAAAGACUUCUCUGGUCAUUAAAGAGCUGGAAUAGAAGAUCGAGAUCGCUCGUCUCGAUUAGGCCGAGCUACGUAGUUUCCUGCCGUGUUAGAAGCCUGGUCAAUAUUUCCUUGUUGUAGAGCAGUCACGUUCAAAUACAUUGUAGGGCCACAAGAACGCUGAAGAUCGUGCCUAGGCCUCCUCGUGCAAAAUGAGAAUACUGAAGACGGGCAGUGUAGCUGCGGAUGAAGUUGUCAAGUAGCGAGCUAGGUUCAUCCUGCAGAACAUUCGUACGGGUGUCAGCUGCAUUUGAUAGUUAGAGUUCAAGCAGAAUCCAUCGUCGCUGUGUUGAAAAAUUCAAGUGCCAUUUUCACAUAUGCUGGAGAUUAUUCAAAAAAAAAACAGAUCGCAAUCAAGGUUGCUGCAUAUUACCCGUUCCCCCAGUAGGUAGGAAAAUUUACAAAAAGUAGUUCCGUGGUCCCUUUUUAGCCUCCGCGCCAUCGUAGAAAGAGGCCCGCCCUCGUGCCGCGACAAAUAAAUCCGUAGGGGCUCGAGGUAGUAGAAAAAAAACAAGAAGACUCAAUCAACAAACUGGCGAACCACUUCCGAAAAAGAUCUCAUUUCGCUUUUUAGUACUGUUUUUGCUACUCAUUUUCUAGGCGCGCCGUAACAUCAACACCACGUAGUUCAUCUUAUGCUUAAAUCAAGAUCCUCUAUUGAUCGUAUUACUUGGGGUAGUACAGCCUCCUACCAGAAGUGCGUACUUAGUUUCCUCGCGGCCUACAACGCAUCGUAGGUGAACGCAUUGCCGCUUCCUGUCGACAGAAAACUUUUCCAAGCCAGCAGUUUUUUUGCGCGACGGUCGGCGACCCAAUUUUUGAUUCGUGGACAUUGAAGCUUUUUUUGAUAGCGUCUUUCAACCCUUGUAGUGCUAAGUAGCACGGGUAGUACUAGUGCAAGGAUUGCAGUGACAGUGAGCACUAGAAGAUUCCUCGGGGUAGUGAUUUGUUAGAGGGUGAUCGACGUACACGUAGGGCAGUCACAUCUAGAUUCUAAUCCUCUACUAGAGCUAGAAGAAGCAACAUAGUCGACAUCGCGGGACGAGGACCAAGAAGAACUACGGCUGCAGGAGAAGUUUUUAGCUGGGUAGAAGAACAUCAAACGUGGGUUUGGAUCACGAAGAUUUUUGAUAUAACUACGAGCUGCGCCGCUUGUUGGACUGAAGUAGGACGAGGCUUUUCCAUUCUAGAAACGCAGCAGACGAGUUACACGACUAGGGAAACAAGAACAACGCGGCAAAAUGUCGGGCCCCCGCCAAUACACACAAGAUCCGGCCGAAAUGUUUGUCGGCAAUCUUGUGAAAGACAGUACUUUUUCUACAUUUCAUUUUUUUUUUUCUAUUGGUAUACUGCGUAUAUCUAAGUGAAUCCAUAGAAACAACUACUUAUCACAAAAAAUAAAUGAAGGGAUCAUUUAGAUUCCUGCUGCAGCGAUCGCGAUGUUGAAUUUCAAGUUUUGACAUACGGCCCCCACCAAACAACACCACAGACGAGGUCCACUCGACGAAGGCGCUGAGGACGUUUUUCGAACAAUUCGGACCGGUGAAAGAUGUCGACGUGAAGAAGGACCGCAACGGCCUUGGCAAGGGCUUUGCCUUCGUCCAGUUCGAAGACUCCAGUUCGGUGGACACCGUCCUCCAAACGUACGACAACAAUUACCUGGGUGGCGUGUGGCUCGACUGCAAAAAGUCUGUGGACCGCUCGCAGCGGGCUCCGCCGAAGGGCGGCCACCCGCCGGCCCCCGCGCCGCCACCGCGACGUGGGGGACAGGGAACUGCGGAUCGGGGAGCAGGUACUAGAUUUUUGUUUAUUUUAGGUAGAUGGACUUUAACUUCUUAGAUCUAUGAAAAGACGGACAAAUCGAAGCCAGAUGUUGACUUCCCCAUUAUACUGCCUUUCCUGACCGUAUAGACGGCCUGCAAAAACAGCCCAAGAACUUGUUUGCGCUAGCAAAUCUCCUCGGCGUAAUUUCGAUCGAUUUUACUAUUCCGGAUUCUUUCUACUUUAGAGAAAUACACAACGGGAUCAUGUUGGAAACAUGGGAUGAACCGAACUCAGGUAAAGGAGGCAACCGGGGUGGCGACGGUAGUCGUGCGAAGGGUGGCAGCGUCGCAAAUGGCCGCGGUGGUGCUGCUUUCCCGACGCAGAAGACGCAGAACAUGAACAUUUUGGAAAAGGUUGCGGCCCAGCAGCAAAACAUGGGUGGCGGCAACAACUUGGCGCAGCAGCAACAGCAAAACACCCAGCACGCGCAGAAGUUCUUGCAGCAGAAUGCGGCGGGCAAUCCCGGGCAGGCGGGCAGCAUGAUUGUCAGCGUGCCCCUGCCGGGCGGCGGCUUUCUGCAGUACAUGCCGAUUCAGCCCUAUGACGGCUCCGGCGUGAUCCGACCGGCCAUGCCCGGCUGGUUCGGGGAAAUUAGGAACCAGCAGGUGGCAGGCGGUGGUGGUGUACAACAAAAUAUGAUGCAGCAGAACAAUAUCAUGCAGCAACAGCAACCACAGCAGCCCACCAUGUCUAUGCAGCAGCGGAUGAUGCAGGUACAGCAGAACAACCUGAUGCAGCAGCAAACUAUGCAAAAUGGGAUGUGGAACCUAUCCCGUGUGAAAAAAUGGACCCACCCCCUUUUCGAGACAAAAAUUCAAAUCAUGCAAGACAAAUCCAGGCUUAUGCACUGCAGUCGCGCCCUGGUAGUACAGCCACAUCAGAAAGAACCGGCCGUGUCAUUCAUAAUCCUGCUAAGAGCACGACAAAGGAUAAAUUUUCAACAAAGUUCUGAGCUGUAAGAGAGACGUUCCAGGCGGCAUGCCGAUUUGAAUGACAGAUAUGGGCGGGGGUCGUUUUUCCACAGGAUAGAACCCCGCGAACCUCGACCCC